CAGCGCGGCCAUUACGACGACGCAGCUGUCUUCAGCGCCCGCAAGAGCUGCUGUUCACUGUCCUAAAUCUGCUAUCAUGUCGACAAUGAUCACGUUCGCUGCGAACAACGAGUUCUUCAGGAAGCGGAAGCGCGUCCACCGCGCAUGUGAAUCGUGCAAGAAGCGAAGGCGAUGCAGCCAUACCUUCGACGACGAUGCCGAUGCCGGAAGCUCUACCAAAAGCGGCCACUCCGGUGGGAAUCCAACCUCAGACCCAGGGGCUUUCCAUCUGAACCAUCAUCAUCAUGAUCCCAGGGUGCCCCGAGACUAUCCUCAGAAUCAUGGGCUCCAGAAUUCUAACAUGCCCCCCCUCAGCCCGAGAGAGAACCCGCGUGCCCAGACACCCCCUAACUUUUUGGGCUAUCUGAACCCUGAGGCUGUCCUUAGGGAGCAGGUCCACUCUGUCCAUGAACGAGGAAAGUCGAAUCACUCCCCUAUUCUCCCCCCUAUUGGCCAGUGGGUCGAGGGUCAAGAUGGAAGGGCCCCGAAUCUCCCCGGUCAACCUCAAGAAUCCACGGCACGACUGAACGAGACUAGUCCUCAGACUACUCAGGAGGCCACUGUCCAGCGAGCACUUCAAUCGUACCUUGAUGCAGUAGGUGUGGCUAUACUGCCUCCUCGGAAGGACCAGGAUGCUCUUCUCGACAUCUACUUCGCCUACGUUCAGCCACUGCUUCCGAUCGUUGACAAAAACCUUUUCUCAGCCCAGUAUAGCCAACAGACAGAACCUCGUUUGUUAAUGCAAGCAAUAUGCAUUGUAGCAUCUAAACAUGGCGAUGCUGCACCACACCUGUGUCUAGAGGAUGAUGCCCGUAUGCUGCCCCGAGAGUUCUCCCAGCGGCUCUACAACGCCGUCAUUGCUGGUAUCGAGGCUAAACUAGAGAAGAAUCGAGUUGUACUGAUUCAAGUUUUGGCUCUAAUAUCACUCCAUUGCGAAGGUCCAGACGGCGCUGAACAGGCCUCCAUGCAUCUUGCCCAAGCGAUUCACCAUGCACAUACCUUUGGUCUUCAGUUUGGACACCAAUGGAAGAACCAGAAGUCAGAUUCCCAGGAGAAUCUUGAAGAUCUAUUCUGGUGCCUUUGGAGCCUUGACAAGAUAAACGCCUGCAUGAAUGGACGGCCGCUCAUCAUGCAUGACCGAGACAAUAGCUUAAGCAGGCUGCCAUCGGAUCCCGAGAAGAGAUCAAGCCCUUUUGGAGUUUGGCUUCAAAUCUCGGAAAUGCUUGACAAGGUCAUCGACUACUACCGCCCUGGUCGAGCUGUUGAAGAGACCGGUUGGGAAGGCGACGACUUCCUCGGUUUUGAGGAGAUGGUUGGAGAUGGGGAGGAUAAACUGGACGGUCCUAUCAUGAACCUCCUGUCACUAUACCACCACACCAUGUGCAUGGCCAGUCAUAAGUCACUCUCAAUCAAUGAUCCCGUCAAAUCAACCCCUUCAUAUGUUCGCCAAUCUCUCUCAGCUACCCGUGUAAUCUCGCUCUUAAACUCCGAACCUCCUGAACUACUUCCUCCCCUUCCCCUAGUCCCCUACGCGCUCUCUGUCGCCCUAUCAGUCGUAUACCGGCACUUCCGCCAACGCCGUCUGAAAGUGCACAUCAACCGCGCCACCGACGAACUCAAACAAUGUGUUGUCUUACUAAACAGAUUACGCAAUGCUUGGUGGUCCGCAGGCACCAUGGCUGAUCUCGGGACAGCCGUUCUCAACAACGCGGAUCGAAACACUAGGACCGCAAACACACCCGCUACAACCAUGGACCUAACAAGCAUCCAAAACCGGCCUUCAGAAGCCACUAAGGCGGAACCUCCCCUCACCCAACAGCCCCAACAGUCCGCCCUCUCCAAUUCUUCCUCUUCGCAAUGGCAGCAACCCCUCGACCCUUCCAACGCCAUCGAUCCGCGUCUCCAAAACCAACCCACAACCCCCAUGACCUCCCUCCUCAACUCCCUCCAAACACCCACACCAGGCCAACACCCCACCAGUAGCGAACGCGCUGAUCGCGCGCCUGCCCUUGCCCCGGCAUUCGACGCCUGGGAACAGAGUCCCGAUUGGUUGAAUUUCGACGCUGCGUUUGAGAACUUUGAGGGCUUGCUUGGCAGCUCGGGUGCGGAUUUUAGUAAUGAGCUGUUUAGGCCGCUGGGCAGUUAUGAGAGUUUGGAAGGGUUCAUGGAUGCGGGAGCUUGAGUAGAGUGAUCCACAGACAGGGGUAAUAGUUUUUUAUGCUUUUUGGAUGGACGGGGCCAUGGGGAAUUGGGAAUUGGGGGAUUUGUUCUAUGUUUCGUCCGGUCUUU
Messenger RNA from Lindgomyces ingoldianus, 2328 nucleotides. RefSeq lists its product as uncharacterized. Gene Ontology annotation, biological process: DNA-templated transcription. Bases 77 to 2221 code for a protein of 714 amino acids. The record is from RefSeq and is a predicted model, not a curated record. The transcript has 4 exons. Gene Ontology annotation, molecular function: DNA binding; zinc ion binding. Lineage: Eukaryota; Fungi; Ascomycota; Dothideomycetes; Pleosporales; Lindgomycetaceae.